Schistocerca gregaria is the source of this 1865-nucleotide messenger RNA. Its product is annotated as gametocyte-specific factor 1 homolog. NCBI's taxonomy places the organism in Eukaryota, Metazoa, Arthropoda, Insecta, Orthoptera, Acrididae. The transcript is spliced from 2 exons. The coding region runs from base 35 to 517 and encodes 160 amino acids. The record is from RefSeq and is a predicted model, not a curated record.
ACUUGAGGCGCCGCGGUGAUAAGUCGUGUACGCGAUGAUGAUCGCCAGUGAUCGUCAGGUGACUUGCGUUUAUAAUACGGCUCAUCAGAUAUACGAGUCUCGGUUGCAGUACCACCUGGUCAAGUGCAAAAAAGUACACAACGAUCAGAAGAAGGCCAUUUGCAGCUUUGAUUCUACCCAUCACGUUCCUGCCAGCGACUAUCUGGUUCACAUUCAGACAUGCCCUAAUAGACGAGUCCUAGACGAGCACGCCUACCACGUGGACGGUGAACGGAGAAGUGCCGAGGAAUGCUGGAAGGAAUACGUCCCAGUAAAUCUGCCUCCUCCACAAGAAUCAUGGGACACAGAUGGACCUGGUUACACUUACAAUCCAGACAGAGUGUCUAGAGAAAAGCCUGUGAUUCGAGUGAUGACUGGAGGAACAAAAUCUGAAAGGAAAGCAUUCCGCCAACGAGAAUGCCGACGACUUCAAAACCUAAACAAUGGGCUACCACUCAACGAAAGGCAAUCAGCAUGACUCUUAUUCAUUCCUGCAUCCAUUUCCUUCGAAUUUCUUGGCAUUGAUACACAUGAAAAAGUCCAGUAAUGUAGUACUAUUUAUAUUGCUUCAGUGAGAAAAUAGUUUAAAAUAUUCAGGAAGAGUGAACAGUAUUUAUUCUGUUGAGAAGCUCAUAUACAUGAUAAGAAGGAAAUUAUAAGGAUAAGAAGAAAAUGAAUAAUUUGAUGAUUUCCAUUUACGGGUGAAUACCAGUUUUGGAGUACAUAUUCCUCAGAUAGACUGAAUGAUGUGAAUCAAUGAUUAUUCACAUGAAAAAUUUAAAGAACAUCUGUCUAUAUAUUGACCUAUAUUUCAAUCCAGAGGGUCAGUGGUAUGGAGGUUUGCUAUGACACAGAUUUUUAUGAGAAAUUUGUACUGUACAUACUCAGUUGGCUUUCAUGUGAAACUUGAGAUUUUUGUAUAUUAAUGUUACAUUUCAUAGAAAUAUUAGGCAUUAUUAAUCAGAAUUGUCAGUCUGAACUGUUUUGAGGUGUUUUUCAUAGUGUUAAUUUUGGUAAUACUGGUCAAUUUCAUGUUUAAAAAUGCCUUUUUUUAAAGCAAUAUUGAAUAGGUGUUACAUUUUUUUUAAUUUUAUACAAGAAGAGUUUAUAUUUGUUUGGUGCAUAUUACAUAUUAUAGGAAGGAAGUAUAUAGAAAACAAUGGGUUUUGUGUUAAGUAGAUAAAAUAUACUUUCUGCUUACUGCAGAAAUUUAUCUGUUUCACUCAGAUACUGUUUGCAGACCAAAAAUGUAAAUAAUAUUCUGUCUCCUAAAUAGUUAGUUAACUCUGAAAUAUUUAUUCAGUAUAUGUAGUUGUCUUCUGGAGUCAGAUAUUUGUAAUUCAGCUUUUGAGGAUAUUUUUGGUAAAUUUAUGUUUGUUGCAUAAUGAUUGUAGGAGGGUCGAAGUUUCAUUUUUGUAGCAAUUUUUCCAUAAUCAGGAAUCCAUGUAGUGAUUUGCUCUUGCUGACUUGCAAGUUUGUAGCACUGAACUGUUUACAGAUGUCACAAAUUUUGAGUAUGUUAUUUUGAUUCUUAUCAAGUAUUAAAGCUGAGUAUUCUCAGAAGCUGGAAAAAUGUAAUGAAAGAACAUUUCUAGUUUUUACAAUGUACUCAGAAUUGUAAUUUCUGUUGAUAAUUUACAAAUACAAAAGCAUUCACAUUUCUGAUUUCCAUACACAUUCUCAUUCAGUAUUAAAAUAGUGUGUGGUAGCUACAAAUUUAAAUGUGAGAUUUAUAAAUAUAUUUGCAAUUCUCAUUAUGUUUAGUUUUAAUAAUUUUGUAAAAAGAUCAUUUGUAGCACACUUGCACCAUGUGGUACUGCUAACCA